Haliotis rufescens (red abalone) is the source of this 3766-nucleotide messenger RNA. Its product is annotated as tripartite motif-containing protein 2-like. Gene Ontology annotation, molecular function: ubiquitin-protein transferase activity; zinc ion binding. The coding region runs from base 749 to 2677 and encodes 642 amino acids. The record is from RefSeq and is a predicted model, not a curated record. The transcript has 3 exons. Gene Ontology annotation, biological process: positive regulation of DNA-templated transcription. Lineage: Eukaryota; Metazoa; Mollusca; Gastropoda; Lepetellida; Haliotidae. Gene Ontology annotation, cellular component: chromatin; nucleoplasm.
AACGGUAACUAUAUAUAGGAUAUACAAGUCAGGGUUCGCUUCCGGGGCAUUGAGUGCAACUUUGUACGCUCACCAGUUACAUGUACGUACUGACAGUGCAUUUUUAUAUUCAUUUGUUGAUUUUUUAUUUCAAGGCGGCAAGUUGUACUUUUAUCUGCAUUCUGCUAUGACAACAAAUAACCGAACUGUUUGGUGGCAUGGACUGAGUUCAACAUUUUGAGUGGAUUAUCGAUCUGAAUUAAGGAAACUAAAAUAGCCUUUGAACAAAUUUUAGUACUGCAUAUACUCACUGUAUUAUUUUACAAAUCAUAUACUUAUUUGGAUAUCAAACAUAACUGUUUCUCUAGCCAACAUGAAGUGGACACCCCUUAAAAAAAAUUACCAAGCCUCGCAUAUGUCAGUUCUACACCGCAGUGUUAUGACGUCCUAUCGCUCAUUGUGAUGCAAAACUAUGACGACAAAACAUCCAAGUGAUGACAUUCUUCAUUGUAAUCUCACGCGGAUAUAGCAAUCAUCCUUGUUUCGAUCCCGGAACCUUCGUUUUCCUGAGCGUUGAUCGCGUAUGAAUCACCACUCGUCGAGAUGUCGCAGUUAGCUCCCUUGUAUAUUAUGCAGACCUGACAGACACCGCUGUGUGUCUCGGCGAGAUACCUUUAUUUCAACACCUCCAAGACACACAGUAAACCGCACACAGUGCACACGAUGAACUAGUGUAUGGCCAGAACAUCGAUAGCAUCGACUGUUACAGAUGGCGACGUCGUGGAAUGAGAAAGUGACGGAGUUCCUCACCUGUGUGAUCUGCCAGGAACUGUACACAGACCCCUGUACACUGAAGUGUGAUCACACAUUCUGCAGGAAAUGUGUCACUGCAUACAUCCAAACCAGACCAGAUGCUGUAAAGUCCAAGACGAUCCCCUGUUCUUUCUGUCGACAAGAUACCAAGGUCCCCGACCCAAGCAGGCCAGUGAAGGAGUGGGCGGGGCAGAUCAAACCCAGCAUCAUUAUACAGGGUCUGAUUGACACACAAGCUGGCGAUACUACUGACGACACAAACGCCAAAUGCUGCACGUUAUGCGGGCAGCUAGGGGAGACAACUCCAGGGACCUCCUGGUGUCCGGACUGUGAAGUUACUCUGUGUGAAAGAUGUGUCAAGAUGCAUCGUGCGAGUCCCUUAUCUUGUGACCAUGAACUGUGUGACCUGUCUGAAGAGGUCAAGGUGAAGAAGAGACACAAGGUCUUUUGUCAUGAACACAAGGAUAAGAAAGUGGAAUAUCUCUGUAAAGAUUGCAACAAGUCACUGUGUCAGUCAUGCUGUGUGGUCUACCACAGGAAAUGUGACUCUGUCGUCACAAUCAAUUCACAAGAAGAAAGAAUGAAAUCGGAGUUAGCUAUGAGAAGGAAUAUAUUACGGACAAAAUGUCAUGGCAAAAGCAAAAGAAUAGAGAGACAUAAGUUGAAAAUACAUCAAAUAAAAGACGAUAAAGUGGCAUUAGAAGAACAGAUUCAUCUUAACGCCAAUAAAGUCAUGGAGUACAUCAGGCUGAAAGAAAAGAAGCUGUUAGAUGAAUUGGAUGAAAUAACAGAAAGACACAUCAUUCAGACCCAUGCAGAUGUAAAGCUUGAAGAGAUUGAGAUGCAAAUGUACAGACAACAUUGUGAGUUCAUUGACCAGGCCUUGAUAUCGGACUGUGAGAUGGACCUAUAUGACGCGUAUCAGGCCUGGGAGUCGGGGCCUGUAGAAUUGGGGGUCAGGGACACAGACACAGCAGACACACGGAGAAUAGACGACGUCAGGUUUACACCUGACACUGACAGUAUCCUGGAUGACCUACAGCUGUGGGAGAUUGAUGUCACAUAUCGAGAUGGACUGCAGUGGUCACCAGUGUUGUUCCACACAACUGAUGCGGCCACAGAGGAUGACCAAGUGACCCAUGGUAUGUUUGACACCACAACACUUUAUGUAGAUGGUAUACAAAUUGUUGUAGUCACUGACUGGGAAAACACGUGUGUGAAAUCCUUCUGGACCAGAAACAACCAUCGACAUCACAGUAGACUUCCCCUGGACGCCCCUCCCUGGGGUAUAACAAAGUUGACAGAGAUCCAAGUGAUGGUUACUCUUCCUCACUCCUAUCAGAUUGUAACAGUAGAAGUGGCCCCUUACCUGUUGUUGCUUUCAACCAUCACAACAAGCAAGGGGUACUUCAGUCUCGCUGUUCUGAGUCCUUCAUCUCUAGCAGCAGGUGGUAGCGCCUGUGUUGAUAUCCUGGACAUGACAGGAGACGUGCUCAGGUCAGUCACUACACACAACAGUGAGACACUGUUUACCUACCCGGCCUAUAUGUGUGUCAACAACAAGGGCAACAUACUCGUGUCUGACUGGGGGAAGACGUCUGUGACAUGUGUGACGUCAGAGGGGGAUGUUGUGUGGAGAUACGCCCCUACCGGAGGCAAAGCUCUCAGUAUUCCUGCUGGUAUCUCUACCACCAAAAAAGGAGAUAUCAUGGUUGUAGACAAGGACGCCGAGACGAUGAUACAACUGAAGGAGACAGGGGAAUAUGUCAGCGAUGUCAUCACAUCACAGGACGGUAUUAAUCAGCCAUUGAGUCUCUGCAUUGACAAACAUGACUCAGUUCUUGUCACUUGUGGAAGGGAAAUCAAGACAUUUAUCCUAACAUAGUAUGGGAGUGAAUAUUGAUGUAGCGGUUUAUGGGAUUUAGUUCUCACAUCACACGAUUGCGUGUAUGGAUGAUUGGGAGGAAAUAGGAAAUGUAAUAAAAGAGAAUAAUAACUAAAGUGCAAUAAGAUGCACAUUGUUAUGUCUGAGGUGCAUACCGGCGGCCUGCGUGACAUAGAAUGAAACUUAAAGGACAUCCAAAUAAGAGACACGGAUGGCCCAUUGGUCCAAGGCAUCUCCGUCAGCUGUGAAGAGUUGUGUCCCUUUUCCGAAUCCUGAACAGCCUCUCGUGGGCAUUACGCUCAACUCAUUAUUAAUAAACUGGUGUCUUGCACUAACCAAUUCUUUUUGCAAGUUUAUAUCAUUACCGUGAGAAACUUUCUGAAAUACAAAAUUCAUAUUUACAUAUCCUCGAGGAGUAAAAAGUAAUUGUGGUUCAUAUAAAGUGGUUUAAAUGUUACCUUAUUGAAAAUAUCAAGUCUGCGGUAUAUUGUUCCAAAUGUCAACCAAAUAUUGCCCCCAUGGAGCUAGCAUUACAGGCUGGUUCUGGUCCUGUCAGGGGCGUACGUUCUAUCUCAUCUAAAGCAUGUUCUAUGGGGAAGAGGUCUUGAGAAACAGCCGGCCAUGACAGUACAGCAAUGGUAUGAUUCCUCAUGAUUCUCGAUGAUCCCGAACGAUGUCGUCCGGGUAACGUACGCCAUUGAAAUUGCCUUCAACAAUGACGUGUUAUCUCCUAUGAGUUGUGACGCUAAAACGUUUUCCUAAAAGUUUGUUGGCCUUGGCUGUUCUGAUGAACCAUCGACUCAUCUGUGAACAGUAUACUGUCCUUGUCUUGUCUCCUGAACUUAGGAUGGUGUCUACACCGAAAAAGGAGAUAUCUUGGUUGUAGACAACCUUACUUAUAGAGUUCACUGUUCCAUAGGCCUCAUAUCAAUGACCAGACUGUGUACAAUGUACAUAUAUAACUGCGUCCAGCAUAUAAAUGUGUUUCAUCAAGGCUAUUUGUUUGUUCAAUAUAUUCGGACGAAACAGGGAAGUGUGGAUCAGGGAACAUUCACCUUCUUGAGAACACCUGGUGUCAUCGGUAUUCGA